This is a messenger RNA of Stylonychia lemnae, 1344 nucleotides long. The record is from the annotation of a GenBank genome assembly. NCBI's taxonomy places the organism in Eukaryota, Ciliophora, Spirotrichea, Sporadotrichida, Oxytrichidae.
AUGAGACUCUUUGCUUCUUCAAUAGUCGCACUUACAGUUGUAGCUACUGUUACUGCUCAAAAUGCAGGGAAUGUGAAACAAAACUAUCACCUACCAAUGUCAAUCCAAGUUUGCAGCCAAAAUGGAUCUUGCCAAUAUUAAAAUUAGGCAAUUACCAUGGAUGCUAACUGGAGAUGGGCUCAUAACAUCGGCGGAUAUGAUCAAUGUGGAAAAGACACUCAGUAUUGCCCCGAUGAAAAGACCUGCGCUAAAAACUGCGCCUUGGAGGGAGUUGAGCAGAAUGACUGGUCCAACACCUAUGGUGUAAGGCCUGUUAGUAAUGGAAUUGAGAUGCAAUUUGUCGUAGGAAAUAAUGUCGGCUCUAGAACUUAUUUACUAAACGGAGACAAUUAUUAUAUGUUCAAGCUAAAGAAUAGAGAAUUCUCUGUUGAUAUUGAUGUAUCUUAAUUGCCUUGUGGUGUCAACGGAGCUCUCUAUUUCGUUGAGAUGGAAGAAGACGGAGGCCUGAAGCAUCCAGGAAACAAAGCUGGUCCAAAGUUUGGAACUGGAUAUUGUGACGCCUAGUGUCCUCAUGAUAUCAAGUGGAUCCAGGGUGAAGCUAACUUUGGCACAUACGGAUCAUGCUGCUCUGAGAUGGAUAUUUGGGAAGCCAACAGUUUCGCGAAUGCCUACACUCCACAUACUUGCUAAACAGUUGGACCCAAGAGAUGUACAGGAGCUGAGUGCGGAGAUGGCUCUGAUAGAAAUGCUGGACUUUGUGACAAAGAUGGCUGUGACAUCAACCCAUUCAGAGUUGGACUUCAUGAUUUCUAUGGCCCAGGCUCUCAAUAUCAAAUUGACACAACAAAGCCAUUCACUGUUGCAACUUCAUUCGUUACUCAUGAUGGAACUGAUUCAGGCGACUUGAGUGAAAUCAGAAGAUACUUCGUCCAAAAUGGCAAAAAGAUUACCAUUCCAAACUCCUCAUUCCAAGGUCUGAGUGGAUAUAAAUCAGACAUUACAGAUGAUUACUGUGCUGCUGCUAGUGCUGUUUUCAACGGUCCUAACACCUUCAAGUCAAAGGGAGGUAUGAAGCAAAUGGGAGAUUCCCUCGGCAGAGGAGUCGUUCUUGUAAUGAGUAUUUGGGAUGAUUUCACAUCUCAUAUGCUUUGGCUUGAUAGUGAUGCACCUCUAGAUGCUGACAACACCAAGCCAGGAGUCAAGAGAGGACCUUGUUCCAGAGAUAGCGGAAACCCUAACGAUAUCAGAUCUAGAUACGGCUCAGCAACUGUUAAGUACUACAAUGUUAAAGUUGGCCCAAUCUCAAAUAACUCAGCUGAAAUGGAAGCUCAGUUCCUUUAAUGA